Messenger RNA from Suillus clintonianus, 1059 nucleotides. RefSeq lists its product as uncharacterized. Bases 1 to 1059 code for a protein of 352 amino acids. Lineage: Eukaryota; Fungi; Basidiomycota; Agaricomycetes; Boletales; Suillaceae. The transcript is spliced from 5 exons. The record is from RefSeq and is a predicted model, not a curated record.
AUGACGACCUGUAUUUCACCGGAACUAUUCGAUUAUUCAAGUGAUCGUACAAGUAUUUCUCAACUGUCCAACAUAUUAGGCUAUAAAUUCAUGGAUGCCUACAUAGGACUCACAGCAAAUCAGAAGCUCCAGACUGAAUUAUAUAUUCUAUCAUACUUGCUCAAAGAUCGAGUUUAUCCCGAUGAUCUUUGGCACCUAGUCGGGGAGCGCAGUAUAGAGGCGAAGCAAGAGGAAACCUUGGGCAGGCACCAGACCAUCUGUCAUAGUGGUGACGGUGGAAGGCACGCGGCCGUGGAGCGAUUUCUCAUGGAAGAGAGGAAGAAACGGUGCAAUAUGGAGGUGUCUUUAUACUCGCAGGCUAUCGGAAUGUUGGAGCAACUCCGGAUGCCACAUAUCAGAGCGCCAGCCAAGCAUGAGAUCAGAAUUCCCUCAGCAACCUCGAGGCAUGCGGCUGCACGUUUACCAUGUGUACCUUUACCCUGUGCACCUUUGGCUUGCUCGAUUGCUACGCGAGACACAUGUGAAGCUUGGUCAAAAAGGAAUGGUACAAAUUCCAUCAUGGCCGCAGGACUUUUUGGUAAAUCCUGUCUAUUCCCCGCUUCCCAUAGGGCAAGGUCAGCAUCCGUCAUUCUGAUGCGCAUCAGCCCCUCGUUGCCCCUGCUGAGCACAUGGGUCACCGCCGAAAUACAAGAAGCCUUUUACGAUGCAUUUCGAAUGGAACUGCGCAUGCAGGCGGAGCUGAUGAAGAAGUCCGUUGCUACUAGGCGUAGCAACGCCUACUUACGCAAUCUUGGGCUAGAUCUACUCAUUCUGCAGGCCAAGAUGCGCCGCGCCAAAGCUGAAAUUCAGCUCUAUACACUAGCCAUUCAAAACACCUAUGAAUCUGACACUUCUGACCGCAGUUCACAGACAUCCUGGGGUCAAACUAUCCCACAGCCUCCGCCCCCAGAGGCACAGAACUGCUAUGCCGAGGACAUCGAUGAUGUCAUAGACGACUGUGACGAUGAUGGCACAGACGACUGUGACGACGAUGACACAGACGACGACUGGCACGGAUGA